Panicum virgatum (switchgrass) is the source of this 667-nucleotide messenger RNA. Its product is annotated as gibberellin-regulated protein 2-like. The coding region runs from base 175 to 450 and encodes 91 amino acids. Lineage: Eukaryota; Viridiplantae; Streptophyta; Magnoliopsida; Poales; Poaceae. The transcript is spliced from 3 exons. The record is from RefSeq and is a predicted model, not a curated record.
CCUCUCCUACCCGCACGGCCGCGGCCGGCCUAUAAAUUGGCCCCCGCGCACGGGUCAUCCUCAUCUCCUCCCUCAAACGAUCGAAUCGCCAUCUGUUCUGUGUUUGCCAGCCUCGCUCUCUCCCAUAGUCUCAUCGUCCAAGCAAGCGAAGCUAGCUAGCUUCCGCGCGCCACCAUGGGCAAGGCCAGGAUGCUCUUGGCGCUCUCGCUGGUCGUCGCCCUGCUCCUCGUCGAGACUACUGCUCCCCACGGACAGGCUCACGCCAUCAACUGCGGCGCGAGCUGCUCGUACCGGUGCAGCAAGUCCGGGCGCCCCAAGAUGUGCCUGAGGGCGUGCAACACCUGCUGCCAGCGCUGCGGCUGCGUCCCGCCGGGCACCUCCGGCAACAAGGACGUCUGCCCCUGCUAUGCCAACAUGACCACCAAGCACGGCAAGCCCAAGUGCCCGUGAUCCGGCGGGCCCUCCAUCGUCAGCUUGCUUGCUACCAAGACGUGACGCCACCAUCAUGCAUGAGACGCCUACUACUAAUUAGUAAUUACCCGUCGAUCAGUUCAUACAUCUAGUACUAUUCCCACCCUGGAUCAUAGUAUAUAUCGAUCGAUUACGCAUGCAAAGCUCCUCCGCACGAAUAAAUGAUGAAUUAAAUACAAACGCAAGGGGGUCGAAA